Bursaphelenchus okinawaensis is the source of this 1694-nucleotide messenger RNA. Lineage: Eukaryota; Metazoa; Nematoda; Chromadorea; Rhabditida; Aphelenchoididae. The record is from the annotation of a GenBank genome assembly.
AUGCUGUCGCUGGCGUUGGCAGUCUGUUUAUGUCUCAAUGUAGAUGCUGGAGAUGUACACUUUGAAGGAGAGAAGUACUUCAAGUCUGUCACACAAUUGACCUUUGGAGGAGCUAAUGCCGAGGCUUACUUUAGGUAACUAAUCAUUACUUUUCUAACUUUACUGUCACAAUAUAUGGUGAAAACGCUUUUGUUUACUGUAACCACUAUCAUGUUUCAGUUUUGACAACAAAAAGCUGACAUACCAAGCUAUGGGAUCGCAAUAUGGAGUGGGGUGUGACCAGGUAAUGUCAUAAGUAAUGUUUUAUAGUAAAAUACCAUAAAUAAUUUUAACAGUAAAAUAACUUUGCUUUGAUUUUGAAGUAUAUUUAAGUGAAUUUUACAGUAUGCUUUAAGAUAUACCAGAUAGACCUGGAACAUCUCGAUGUGACUCCAAAGAGAAUGUCAUCUGGAAAUGGAGUCUGUACAUGUUCGUACUUCCUGAAAGAUAACAAACACAUUGUCUACGCAUCUACGUUUCUAAAGGUAAAACUUUCUCUUAUUUUUAAAACACAAAAAUAGUAUAAUUGGCAACUUCAUGAUCUAUAUUACAAUUAAUGUAACCAUGUUGUAGGCUAACUCAACAUACGAAAACACCUGUCCCAUCAAACAAUGUAGCCCUGCCAAUCCAGAAAACAGUCCAGGAACAGAACUGGGAGACCUGUGUAAGAGGAAAGACGGCUACUUCUGGGACAUCUUCCCCGACUACGACAUCUUUCUGGCCAAUGAAUAUGGCCAGAUCGUGGCUCAGCUGACAGACGAGGAGGGGUACGAUGCUGAGGCUGUUGUAUCUCCUGAUGGUAACACUAUAUUGUACACGAGCAUGCAAACUGGAGACCUUGAGUUGUUCAUGAUGGAUGUGAAUGGAUCCAAUAAGGAACAAGUAAAGGCCAAUGUCAUUAACAUAUUACGUUAAUGGCAUAUGUAUUUAUUCUAAGUUGAAAAACAUUAUAAUUUUUUAUUAUAUAAACAUAUCUGUUAUUAAAUCAACUCUAAUUCAGAUCACGAACACUCUAGGCUACGAUGGUGGAGCCUUCUUCAGUCCGAACGGCAAGAAGAUCGUUUACCGUGCCUCUCGACCUCAAACUGCAGAAGAGAUAUCUCACUACAAACUGCUACUCAAACAUAACAUGGUAGAGCCUCUCGACAUGGAGAUCUUCGUAUACGACAUUGAAAGUGGCAAUCACACUCAAGUCACAAACCUGACUGGAGCCAAUUGGGCACCGUACUAUCUCUCUGACAAUAGAAGGAUCAUCUUCAGCUCGAACCACGAGAAUACUGGAGCAUUCGACGGCUUCUCCUUAUACAUCACCAACGACGAUGGCACCGGAUUGGAAAAGGUAUACCUACUUUAUUUUUUAUUGUUUUUCCAGUCAUUUGAAGUUUGUGUCAUCAAAAUGUGAUACAGAAAAAUAAUAAUGUAUGUAUACUAUACUUUUUAAUAUUUAGGUAACACAUGCUGACCAAUACUUUGACUCAUUCCCAAUGCAGAGUUAUGAUGGAAAGUACCUCGCCUUUGGAAGUUCGAGGAACGGGUCUAGCAAAUACGAUAUCAACAUAUUCUUGGCCGAAUGGGUCGAUAACGUUAAUAAUGCAGCACCUACCUUAACCUUGGGUUACCUGUCCUUAAUGAUUUCGUAUUUACUGUUAUCAUAA